GACAUUGAUCCCGCGUUUACAUACGGAGUAAGUGGAAGGAUAACGGCUGACGAGACGGCUCUCGCUCCAGACUUGCCGUUUCCCUCUCCCGUCAAUGACAAAUCGUGUCCUGAUUUGCCUGUCAAUGGAGCAAUGAUGGUGAUUUAUGAAGAUCCUCAAUAUCCUGAAGGGUUUAUUUUCCCUGCAAAGCGGUUGGAGAAUGCGAAAGAGAUUCCUCGUGUUCUUCGCGAUUUCAACGACCGAAGGGGUGGUUCUGAUUAUCGUCCACAAAUAGGAUUCACUAGAGACGUGCCAGGUAGAGCAAGUCUUGAUAGUUCUGGUCAUCGUUUCAUCCAACAAAAUGUGCGAUCUGACAAUCGCAGCUAUGAUGAGACCGUUAACUUCGGCGGAGGUCGAGGAAGGGAUAAUUGA
Messenger RNA from Ostertagia ostertagi, 411 nucleotides. The record is from the annotation of a GenBank genome assembly. Lineage: Eukaryota; Metazoa; Nematoda; Chromadorea; Rhabditida; Trichostrongylidae.